Messenger RNA from Prosopis cineraria, 1947 nucleotides. RefSeq lists its product as uncharacterized. NCBI's taxonomy places the organism in Eukaryota, Viridiplantae, Streptophyta, Magnoliopsida, Fabales, Fabaceae. The transcript has 2 exons. Bases 582 to 1730 code for a protein of 382 amino acids. The record is from RefSeq and is a predicted model, not a curated record.
CAAGGUCCGGCGGCAUCCAAGGUGAGGAUGAAUGCCUUGCAUUCGGAGUCAGCUGAUCUGUCGUACUGUAAUGAAUGAAUGCUUCUUAUGAUACAAUACAGAUCCUCAUGUGCUUUCCAAAGCUUUCUGAGCUCCGAAGCUUUCUGAUCAACCUCAUUUAUACGGCAUGCUUUUUUUGUGGUCCGACCACAACCUUUACGUUAAUCCACAUGGAAAAAGAAAAUGUGUAAACUGCAAAUGAAGUCCCCUUCCUAUCCUCAUCAUCGAGCCACAAGCGCAAAAGUUGGAAGGCUUUAUUUUUGUUAAUUAUGUAUGCAUAAUUAAAGAGAGUCAAUUGCGUUCAAUUGACUGUAUGUGUAAGGUGCUGUUUCUUGCUUGUUCAUUCUACACCUGGUAGAAACAAAGCUUAAGGCGGAAUUUUAGACCUUUUGAUGCCCCGAACUUGCUCUAUAAAUACUCUCUUAUUCUCAUUCUUUUCCAUCUCGCCUCUGUCGUUGAUAUUGAAGCAGUCUGAAAUCAUCCAUAGCAGAGGAAGAAAACAAAGGCUUGAUUAGCAUUGCAGAUAUUCAAAUUUCAAAGAGAUGGCUAAGCUCAAAGUCAUCAUCUUGUUGGCAUUCUUCAUCUUGCUUGUCACCAUGGAAGUCGCCAUUGCUGCCAGCGAAGGUGAAGGCCCUGGCAAUGGCAAUGGCAAAGGGCAGGACAAUGGAAAAGGCAAGGAGAAGAAUGACGAGGACAAGGUCAAGGACAAGAAGAAAGAAGAUAAAAAGGAGAAAAAGCCAAAGAAGGAAUCAAAAGAUGAAGCAUCCAAUUACAAGAAGCUGUCGCCUCUGCCUUCGGGACAAGAACGAGCUUUCUGCCUUGCACAAGGAUCUUGUUAUUAUAAGAGCCUUACUUGCCCAGCCGAGUGCCCACGAAGAAAACCCAAGAAGAACAAGAGGCAAAAGGGUUGCUUCAUUGACUGCAGCAGCAAAUGCGAGGCCACCUGCAAGUAUAGAAAAGCCAACUGUGAUGGGUAUGGAUCUCUCUGCUACGACCCACGAUUUGUUGGCGGUGACGGUGUCAUGUUCUACUUCCAUGGAGCCAAAGGUGGCGACUUUGCUAUAGUUUCUGACGAUAAUCUCCAAAUCAAUGCCCAUUUCAUCGGAUCUAGACCCCAGGGAAGGACUCGUGACUUCACAUGGGUCCAAGCAAUUUCUGUCAUGUUUGACACACACACUCUCGUUGUAGCAGCGAACAGAGUGUCUCGCUGGGACGAUAAUGUCGAUUCUUUGAUGGUACAGUGGGAUGGGGAGGCAGUGAGCAUUCCUACUGGUGAAGAUGCUGAAUGGAAGAGUAACAGUGUAGAAAGAGAAGUGGAAGUGGAAAGAACAGAUGAAGCCAAUAGUGUGAGGGUGAAAGUUUCAGGCUUGUUAGAGAUUGACAUUAAGGUGAGACCCAUUGGAGGAGAAGAAAACAGAGUGCACAAUUAUCAGUUGCCUGCAGAUGAUGCUUUUGCUCAUUUGGAGACACAAUUCAGAUUCAAGAACCUUACAGAUAUGGUUGAAGGAGUUCUGGGUAAGACUUACAGGCCAGACUACGUGAGCCCAGUGAAGAGAGGGGUUCCCAUGCCAAUGAUGGGUGGGGAGGACAAAUACAGAACUCCUUCUCUGUUUUUACCUUUCUGCAAAGUUUGCAGGUUCCAGAGACCAUCUGGGUUUGCUGCUGAUGAAGGACUCCUCGCUAAAUACUGAUAAUCUUUAAAACAUGAAAAUAUAUUCUUUGCCAGAAAAAUAAGGGCGCCCAAUAUUGCCCACCGUCACUGUUCUCUUAAUUAAUAUAUGGAUUGUGGAGAUUUUAUGUACUAAAUAUACGUAACAACCAUCUGUUCAUCUUUUGGCAAUUCUUAUUCUCAUUGUUGUAUUUAUUCUUCCCAAUAAUGGAAGGUUUGAUUAUCCCAGUUUAAAAUAA